UACCCAAGCCGCCGAAACUCGAGGUCAAAUCCAUGACCAAAAAGGAGGAGCCGCAUGAGGUGCACGCUGAGCAGGGAGUCCUUCUGCCCCCGCAAGAACCCAACGGACCAGGAGAGAUGGGAAAGCCCGUGUCACUCCCAAAGGACCUGGACCCGGAGAUCAAAAAGAAGGUAGACGAGGGCUGGAAGAACAACGCCUUCAACCAGUACGUGUCAGAUAUGAUCUCCGUCCACCGCACUCUUCCUGACCCACGCGAUGAGUGGUGUAAGGCUCCAGGUCGUUUCCUGGACAACCUGCCGGAGACAUCAGUCAUUGUGUGCUUCCACAAUGAGGCAUGGAGUGUGCUCCUCCGCACUGUGCACUCCAUCCUCGACCGCUCCCCGCCACAGUUCCUCAAGGAGAUCAUCCUCGUCGAUGACAACUCUGAUAUGCCUCAUCUGAUGCAGCAGCUGGAGGACUACAUGGCGCAGUACCCGAAAGUGCGGAUCGUCAGAGCUCCAAAGAGAGAGGGUCUCAUCCGCGCCAGGCUGAUGGGAGCGCGCCACGCCACUGCCCCCGUACUCACCUUCCUCGACUCCCACUGCGAGUGUACCACAGGUUGGCUGGAACCUCUGUUGGUACGCAUCGCUGUUGAUCCCCACAUCGUCGUUUGUCCAGUCAUAGACGUAAUCUCCGACGACAACUUCGAGUACCACUACCGCGACUCCUCUGGUGUCAAUGUGGGUGGCUUCGACUGGAACCUGCAGUUCAACUGGCAUGCUAUUCCAAGCAAAGAGCGUGCACGCCACCAGCACCCAGCCGAGCCUGUUAGAUCACCCACCAUGGCCGGUGGACUGUUCUCCAUCGACAAAGCUUUCUUUGAAAGACUGGGUACAUAUGACUCUGGGUUUGAUAUCUGGGGAGGAGAGAACCUAGAGCUGUCAUUCAAGACUUGGAUGUGCGGAGGUACACUGGAAAUUGUACCGUGCUCACACGUUGGCCACAUCUUCAGGAAAAGAUCUCCAUACAAGUGGAGAUCAGGCGUUAAUGUCUUGAAAAGGAACUCUAUUCGUUUAGCGGAAGUCUGGUUGGAUGAAUACAAGAAAUAUUACUAUGAGAGGAUUGGAUAUGAUCUGGGAGACUUUGGCAAUGUAAGUGAGAGGAAGAAGUUGCGUGAGAGUCUAGGCUGCAAGUCCUUCGAGUGGUAUCUGGAGAACGUGUACCCAGAGCUCUUCGUUCCAGGUGACGCAGUUGCUUCUGGAGAGGUCCGCAACAUGGGCGCGGGCGGGUCUACCUGCCUCGACUCACCUGCACGCAGGGCUAACUUGCACAAAGCUGUGGGCCUCUACCCUUGCCACAAGCAAGGGGGUAACCAGAUCCACAACCAGAGGACCGGUCAGUGUGUGGAUUCCGCUGCCAAACCUGAAGAUAAUCACAAACCAGUUGGACUCUGGCCUUGCCAUGGCCAGGGUGGCAAUCAGUAUUGGAUGCUGAGUAAAGAAGGAGAAAUCCGGAGAGAUGAGGCAUGCAUGGAUUAUGCUGGAACUGAUGUCAUUCUGUAUCCCUGUCAUGGCUCAAAGGGCAAUCAAUAUUGGGAGUAUAAUCCAGAGACAAAUCGUAUUACCCAUGGUAGUAGUAAGAAGUGUCUGGCUAUCUCUCAAGACAGGAAGAAGCUAGUCAUGGAAGACUGCAACUUGUCAGAAUCAAGACAAAAAUGGAAAUUUGAAAAUUAUGAUCCAAGUAAAAAGCUAUGAAGACUAGUGUAAGUUAAAAGAAAUGUUUGUUUUCUAUUUUUUCAAGUGCCUGUGUGUAUUUUUUAUAAUAAAAACGCAAUGAGAAAAAAUGCUAUGUUGACUGAUUUAUUAAAGAAUCUUUGUGUAUUUUCUUAAGGUAGUUAAUGAGAUCUUGUUUGUUUAUAUUUUUUGCUUCUCUAGCAGCAGUUACUUUAUACCAAUAAAACCGUGCUUACUGCUUUCAGUAUGCUCAAUAGGUCAAUAUUUUUUCCUUGUGCUACAACAAAUUUUACUUAAUGUGCUUUUGAAAAACAAGCGAGUGCAAAUGAUCUAUGAAUUCGUGACUAUAAAUGUAAAGAAUGUAAAUAUAAAUGUAUUCCUCUUACUGGAGCAUAAUUAACAGUAAUAAAUAAAAAUUCAUGGAAUUUAUGAUACAUGAAUUAGUUGCGUGUGUUUUUGCAAAUUAUUUUUGUUAAAAAUACGAACCUAGUCAAAGCUAUUAUUUGAAAGUAGUUAGCAUUGGGUAUGUUAAAAACUAACUGAUUCUUCUUAUAUUCAUAGGGAGGUGGUAAAUCCUUUGGGGGGUUAUAUAGUGCUCAGGAAAUCAUAAGUACUUAAUCUUUGGCUAAGAUCUGGAUGGUAAAUGAGGAAAUCUUAAGUAGUAAGGGGUUUAUUGAAAGUAAAUUGUUCAAUAAUACUGUACUUAUGAUGAUGUUUAAGAUAUUCUUUGAGCUAUUAAUCAUACUUGACUAAAAAAUUUAAUAGAGGAAAGGGCAAUGCAUUCAUAAGUCUACAAAUUACUACAAGGUUUUUAGACAAAAUGAGCAUUCACUUUUCAAGGCAUGAGUGACUGAGGAGCCUCAGUAUGUAGCAGCUUUGCCAAACAGAAAUUGUAAAUAAGGGUGUAAUUUUGUUUCCAUAAUUUCAUUCCAUGUAAUUAAUCAACUUGUCAGUGGCGGCUGUUUGAUGUGUGUACCUCAGAAGACAUUUCCAGAUAAUUUAAAAACAUCUUUUACAGCAAGACUUGUGCAACACAUAUUUAUGAAAAUGUUUCCAGUUAUGAUUGAUAGUAUUAUUUGACGAAAGAUAAAAAAAAGUGUGUAAUGUACAUAAGAUAAAUAUUUAUAUUUAUAAUUCCAUUUAAUUAUUCAUUCUCAUACUAGCAUUGAUGAAGAAACAGGAUAUUCUAAUGACUAUAAGCAAUUUUGUACACAUUUGUCUUGUCCUAUAUGUAUGAAAAGUGUAUUAAAAAUAGUUAUCUAGUAAGUUUUUUCCCGUGAACAGUAGUGUUAAAUUAUGGCCUCUAAUGUAUUGGUGCUCUGGACCUAAAUCAAAGGUUAGCAAUAGAGUGGAAGGGUAGAUUCAGGGGUAACAAAUCAUACCUAUUUUACUUUUAAGAUAAAUUCUAGAUAUGAAUUGUUUAAUGUGCAGUAUUUGCCUAAAAUAUACUGCAAUUGCAACCUUAGUUUUGCACUGAUCUGUUAACCAUUAAUUUGACUUCAAGAGUAGAUAAUGGUUUGGUUUUGUUAGCCCGCUAGAUGAAACUAUCAUUGUUUUGGGUAAUAUAGUAAAUUCUUAAAAAAUUUAAAACUGAAAUCAGAGAAUUUUUGUAAAAUUUUCUUCUUUUAAGGCACUGUACUUAAGAGAAUUGGCAUCACAUGGACUUCUUUAUUUUAUUGUUUAAACUUGUCUUUCUGUGUUGUCAGUUAGCCUUAUGAUUUCAACAUUUUCCAUGAACUGUAUCCAUGCUUGUUGAUUUCCAAGAUGCAUUGUCCCAGGCAAUGAAUGGAAGAGGUGAAGACUGCUAUAUCGAGCGCUUUCCUAUUAGACUCCUGCCUCGGUAAUGACAUGCGCCACAUAAACUGAUUUUCCCUUUCAAAGCAGCAUAACUUACAGAUGAGCAGCAAGGUAUUCAGGGUUUGACUGUACAUGGGUACUUUACUCCCUUUUCUUUCCAAAUGACUUGUUAGACACAAUUCUCUCUAGAUUGUAGACAUGGUGCACUGCUCACCCACAAUAACCAUCUGCUUGCAGGUGCUCUUGUCCCUCUCUUGUGCUGCAGACUGUGGAACAUUGAAAUCACUUUUUUUUUUAAUUUUACAUUAAUGAGGACUUUGGAAUUAAUUUUAGAGUUUUGUUUUGAAAUAGUUAUUUUUUAAGUUAUCUGGGUUAUUUUCAUGAGUGCUUCUUAGUGUAAUUUUUUAUAUUUAUUUUUGAAGGAUAGUCUUAGCUUGUGAGUGCUGUGUAUAUAUUAAUAAGCAUCGUGGAAAAUCUUAUAGGUCAAAUAGCUCUGUAAAUAUAACAGCUUGUUUUCUUCUAAACUUCUCGCAAACCGAAAUAAGUUUGCAUUUAAAUCAAUUUGGGACCUUUAAAUUUUCCUUAUUGCUCUUUCAUCUAUAAUUGUUCAACACUUUCAGGUAAUUAGAAAGAUGAAGGAUUUGGGUAGUUUUUGCCACUUUUCUAACUUAUACCCUCUAACCAAGAAGCUGAUGUUCCCAAAAAAAGUACGUAUUUGAAAAUAUAGAGAGUUAAAAACAGAGUAAAAUAAUUUUUUAUUUUAAGGGGGAAGCAUCCUUCAUAUGAAGAUUUGUGGCUUUUGUUUUCUGAUUAAUAUUUUUUCAAGCUUAUUUGCCCUAAAGCCCUGAAUGUACUCUCAAAAUCAUUAUAACUGAGUAGUUCCUUUAUUGAUUCCUUGUAAGGAUCACUAAUGCAUGAAUUUUGAAGGCCAUUUCCCACUAUGUGGGUCAAUAAUUGAAGAAAGGUAAUAUAAUACAUGACAAUUCCAAGUGAAGAAUGUUCUGUUAAAUUCCUAACUUAGGUUCCGUGGUAGAUAGAGGGUACAUUAUACACAUCUUCGUUCUCUAUGUAGACGUACAAUUGUUUGUUAAAAGCUAAUAUAUUAAAUGUUUGUACAAAGGUACAUAUAUUAUGAUUUUUCACUUUUGUUAUUGAAUGCUCAAGACUGUGGAAAGUCAUGAGCUUAUCAUUUGGUAUUUUUUACUAAUUUUUGAGACUUUCAUAGUAUAUUUUUCCUAUAUCCUGUGGUACCAUGAUGAAUUUGAGUCAUCAUAGUUUGAUGAUGUAUAUGCGGUAUGCUGUAUACUAAAAUGGAAAUAUUGACUUCAUACCCACUAAGUGUCACAAGAAUAGUGUAUUUUUCAUGAAAGCCAAAGGAUAAAUAUCCAAACUCAGAGCCGAAUUUUUUAUGGAAUAUGACAUGCGUCACGGAUUUACAGUAAUCACUCGUAGUUGACAUUUGUGAAAUUAAACAAACGUUUCAGGUUAUAGGAAUCACUGAGUGUCGAUUAGAUUGAAGAAAAAUUAAAUUAAAAUUGAUAGUUACUUUGCCUUCACACACAUAUUUUAUAGUUUAUACACUUAUAUAUUAGUGAUUUUCAUGCAAGAAUGCUUAUUUACUGUGAAUGAAAGUACAUCUUUACAUCUCUUAAAACUCCUGAGAAAUGAAUGUUCUGUACCUUCAUUGAUUUCAUUAUUGUAUAUAUUUUUGGAACUUGAAGCUUAUACAUGUAUUUAUUUAUGCAGUUAGGUAACAUUAAUUUUCAGCCACCAGUAGGGAAUCAUUUUAAAAAGUAUUAUUUAGCUGCAACAUUCCACUGUCAUUCUAUAGUAUUGAAUAUCUGUAUGUGUAUAUGUAUAUAUCAUAUGCACACUUCACAUGAAGUGGUUAUACCUCCUCUUGAAUUAUAUUUGAGUAUUCUGUCACUGAUUAGGUAAAAGUAUUUGUCAACAAGUGAAUGGUUAAUUUCUAGAGAGGAUGGUGUAUGCUACAGUAUAAAUCUAACCAUUAUAUCAGACUUAUACAUGGAAGAUAGGACACCACGAGUGUAGCUCUGUAACUAACUAAAAACAGGUCAUCACAAAUACUUAAUGAUAUGCAUGAAUAACAAUGUUACACAAUUUCCAGAAAGGGCUAAUUUCGUAAAGCUAAAUCAGUGCUGCUCCAGCCAGCAUACACACAGAUGCUAGCGCUCACUUGUAAUAUGAGUGGAAAAAGCAAACACUUUUGUGAAUAAUUGGUAUUAUAAUGUUAAAAAAUAUAUACAUAUCAACCAUUAAUUUACCAAUGUUUCCAUUUUGCAUAUUUAGUAAUGAUAUGGAUAGUGUUAAGCUGUUAUGGCAGUGUAUUUUGCAUAAUCAACUUGAUGAUUAUCUGCCAUACCAUUGCUUCAGUGCUACCAUUUAAAAAAAAAAUUUAAUUUGUUACAUAGAAACAUUCAUAUACAGUAUAUAUAUAUAUAUAUAUAUAUAUAAUAUAUAUAUAUAUAUAUAUAUAUAUAUAUAUAAAUGCCAUUUUCAUAAAUACGUAUAAGAUGGCCUAAUUAACAUCUUCCUGCUGUAAAUUAUACAUGUUUGGCUUUCUUUGGAAGUGAAAUUGCUUCUCUGUUCGUGUGCACGUACCAUAAUACUGUAGUAUAUUAUGCAUUCCCCUACUAGUGUAACACAAUCCAUAUAGUGUACCAUUUUCAAUAUAAUUUUGACACCAUAUAUUUUAAAUAAAUAUACUAAUGUGUUUGUAGUAAAAAAUUGUUUUUGCAAAACAUUUACUUAAAUCAACAGUUAUUUGGAGAGGGGAGGAAGUAUUUUUUUUUAUAAUUGGUGUAGUACAUUGAUCUUAAAUUAUUAGAAAUCAUUGUUAUUGACUUUUUUUUUUUUGUAUAUAAAUACAUCAGUUUGUUAUAAUGUAUAUUUAACAACUAAUUUAAUACAAAUUAUAAAUAUUUUUAUGUAAGAUACAGUAUUUAACAUGUAACAUAGUUUAUACAUUAUCAGUUUUAAAUGAACUUUAAUACAGCCAUAGUCAUUGGAAAUGUAUGCUCAGGCAAGGUCCAUAAUAUUAAGAAUGUGCAUCCACAAGUUUUGUGGAUGUAUGUAUCUUGUUUUAAAGUUUGAAAAGUGUAAUUUGGCUUCAGUGCUUCAUAAUAUAUUAACUUAGUUAUUUAAAACUCAGUAACACAGUAUUAUUUACUACUACACAGGAUAAAUACUUAGGGAUCCCAUUCAUCCUGGUUUUAGGGGUGGUGUACCAAAUUUGGUUCAGAACGCCAUUUGUUCCCAUUUUUUUGUUUUUUAAUUCUAUGUUAAACGAGUGUCUAAUUUGAGUAUUCUUAUUCCUGUUAUUUUAUUAUUUGUAUCGGUAUGUAAUUUAUUAUGAGUUAUAUAAUGACUGUAACCACAAAU
This is a messenger RNA of Cherax quadricarinatus, 6911 nucleotides long. Lineage: Eukaryota; Metazoa; Arthropoda; Malacostraca; Decapoda; Parastacidae. The record is from RefSeq and is a predicted model, not a curated record.